AACGCACGUCUAGUCGCCUUGAAAAAUCCAUUGGCACCAGAGGUCAAUAGGGAGGCACUAGUUCCAUCUACACCUGUAUCCAUAACCUUUCCUACCACCUCACGAACUUACAACAAUGGGUGCCUCUCGUGCCGAAAAGGAGCUCUACUUCGUUAAGCUCAAGGAGCUGAUCGCGAAGUUCCCCUCCAUCUUCAUUGUCAAUGUCGACAACGUCGGAUCGAACCAGAUGCAUCAGAUCCGUGUUGCCCUCCGUGGCAAGGGUGUUGUCCUCAUGGGCAAGAACACCAUGGUUCGCCGUGCCCUCCGCGGGAUCGUCUCCGAGUACCCCUCUCUCGAGCGUCUCCUCCCCCACGUCAAAGGCAACAUCGGCUUCGUCUUCACCUCGAGUGACCUCGCCGACAUCCGUGACAUCAUCACCGCCAACAAGGUCGCCGCUCCCGCUCGUGCCGGUGCCUUUGCUCCUCUCGAUGUCACCAUCCCCGCUGGUAACACCGGCAUGGAGCCCGGAAAGACCUCUUUCUUCCAGGCCCUCGGUAUCCCGACCAAGAUCGCCCGUGGUACGAUUGAAAUCGUGUCCGACGUGAAGGUCGUCACUGCCGGUUCCCGUGUCGGUUCGUCCGAGGCGACACUCUUGAACAUGUUGAACAUCUCGCCGUUCACGUACGGUAUGACCGUCGUCCAGAUCUACGACCAGGGUCAGGUGUUCGAGCCCAGUGUUUUGGACGUCGAUGCCCAGGAGUUGGUCGACAGGUUCUUGACUGGUAUCAAGACUAUUGCUGCCCUCUCGCUCGCGUUGAACUACCCCACCAUCGUCUCGGUGUCGCACUCGCUCGUCAACGCGUACAAGAACCUCAUCGCCAUCUCGUUGGCCACCGACUACACCUUCGAGGGCUCCGAGAAGGCCAAGGAGUAUCUUGCCAACCCUGAGGCGUUCGCUGCUGCCGCCCCUGUUGCCGCCGCCGCCGAGGCUGCCCCCGCUGCUGAGGAGGCCAAGGAGGAGGCCAAGGAUGAGGAGGAGUCCGAUGACGACCUGGGCUUCGGUCUGUUCGACUAAGCGCCACACUGGGAUACAUGUAGCCAUUUAUGUGUACGGUCUCUUUUGGGAAAUGACGAUGAUGCUCCAAAAACUCUUGCUAGCGGGCCGUUGAGAUGUGUGAACCAGACCGUCGUGUGCUCCAGCGAUGAAAACUGAUGGCAGAUGCUGAGCUCGAGAUAUUCUACUCGUCUGCCUUCAGGGCGGUUGGGCAUUACUUAUCUAAUCCGGCCUUGAGGGAAUUGACGCCAUACAUCUUUAUUUUAUCUGACGAAAUACAAUGCUUGAUACGAUCCCAGCUGGCCUUCUUCUGGAUGGGGCCUACAUACGCC
Stereum hirsutum FP-91666 SS1 is the source of this 1365-nucleotide messenger RNA. RefSeq lists its product as uncharacterized. The coding region runs from base 116 to 1054 and encodes 312 amino acids. Gene Ontology annotation, biological process: ribosome biogenesis; ribosomal large subunit assembly; cytoplasmic translation. Gene Ontology annotation, molecular function: large ribosomal subunit rRNA binding; structural constituent of ribosome. The transcript is spliced from 7 exons. Gene Ontology annotation, cellular component: cytosolic large ribosomal subunit. The record is from RefSeq and is a predicted model, not a curated record. NCBI's taxonomy places the organism in Eukaryota, Fungi, Basidiomycota, Agaricomycetes, Russulales, Stereaceae.